GUGAAUUGAUGGGGAAGAUCAGUAUACACGAAAGCCUGCAGUGAAUCGAGUUAUUGUAACAGAAAAAAAGUAAAUGAAAUUUAAUUUUUUGCUUGGAUGAAAUAGAGAAUGAAAGAAAGUGUUAAAAAGGAUUAUUUCGUUAUAAAAUGCAAAAUUCGAUAGCAUAUGUGUGUUUAAUAAGAUUUUAAGAGGUUGGCGUUAAAUAAAAAUUAGAGCAAUUGAUACGAAAUCAUUAGUGUGCAGAGUGAGAGUUGAUAAAUUGCAAUUAAAGAAUCAUCGGUAAGGUUAUUCUGGCUGAACAGAGAGAACCGUUAAUUAAAGUCGCGUAUGCGUCUGGUGAGCAAGUAAAAGGUUUUGUUUAUCGAAGACCGUUGCCUAAUUUAUUCACUAUGAGUGAACAGGAUGUUGAUGAUGCAGCUUUUCUUACAGGAGACAGCAAUACCGGCUUACACAAACGAAGCAUUUAUGAACAUAAUGGGGUUGCUGUUUGUUCACCAAAACGUGCAUUAUGCAUUGCUACACUUGUUUUUUCUAUUCUCUUGGUCAUAUCACUUAUCAUUGCAUUUGCGGGACCACAAAAUUUUUUAAAUUUUUUAGACUGCCCUUGUGCUGGUGAAAGACCAGAAAAUAUUGAAAUUGAUGAUGAUGAUGCGAGUUCUGAUCCUCUAGCAACUAAUGGAGAGAUUUUCCCGUGGGAUAACGUUAGGUUACCAUCAUUUGCACAUCCUACAAGAUAUAACAUCACUAUACACCCUAAUCUUACGACCCUAGAGGUCAAAGGACAAGUAACUAUAGAGUUCUAUGUCGACAAAGAAACAAAUUUUAUCGUCUUCCACAGUAAAAAUUUGACAAUAACAGAGAAAAUGGUUCAAAACCGUAAGGGACAUGAUAUGAAAAUAGCGAGAUUAUUAGAAUAUCCAAAGCAUCAACAAUUAUAUUUAGAGCUUGAAGAGAGUAAAUUUCGCAAGAGAGGAAAUUAUUCAGUCCAUUUGAGAUUCGUUUCUCAACUUACUAGUGAAUUAGAAGGCUUUUAUCUCAGUACCUAUACCACUGCUGAUGGUGAAAAGAGAUAUUUAGCAACGACACAUUUUGAGCCUACUUAUGCUCGUUCAGCUUUUCCCUGUUUCGAUGAACCCCAAUUUAAAGCAAAAUUUCGUGUCUCAAUAUUUAGAGAUCGAUUUCAUAUAGCUCUAUGUAACAUGCCAAUAAUGAAUACAGAGGAUGCAGGCUUUUAUAUGGGUCGAGGACUGCUCCGAGAUGACUUCCAGGAGUCGGUGGAGAUGUCAACCUACUUGGUAGCAUUUGUGGUUUGUAACUUUAAACGUAUUUCACAACUAACAAGUCGGAAUAUUUCUGUAAGUGUCUAUGCAUCAGAGUCAAUGCUUUCACAAGCACAGUAUGCUCUUGAUACAGCAGUAAAAACUAUGGAUUAUUACGAAUCAUUCUUCGGCAUUCAUUAUCCCCUUCCAAAGCAAGAUCUCAUUGCUAUACCUGAUUUUGCCGCUGGUGCAAUGGAGAACUGGGGUUUAAUUACGUACAGAGAAGCUUCAAUACUUUACGACCCCAAAGAAACAUCAACAGUAGCUCACGAAUGGGUAGCAAUAGUAAUAGCUCAUGAAUUAGCACAUCAGUGGUUUGGUAAUUUAGUAACCAUGAAAUGGUGGAAUGAUUUAUGGCUGAAUGAAGGAGCAGCAAGUUUUAUUGAAUACAAAGGAGUUAAUCAUGUAUCUCCCGAGUGGAAUAUGAUGGAUCAAUUCGUACUAGACAAAACGCAAUCAGGACUAGUCUUAGAUGCACUCACGACAUCUCAUCCAAUCAGUGUUCCUGUUAAAGACCCAUCAGAAAUCGAGGCUAUUUUUGAUACAAUAAGUUACAAUAAAGGAGCUUCAAUUCUCAAUAUGUUAGAGGGUUUCCUGGGUGAAGAAGUCUUUAAAAAAGGCCUUAAUGAGUAUUUGAAAACUCGAGCAUAUGGUAAUGCUGAUACUAAUGAUUUAUGGUCAGUGUUCACGAAGCAUUCGAAUAAGACAUUUGAUGUCAAAGCUAUCAUGGAUACUUGGAUCCAUCAAACUGGAUUUCCAUUGAUAACUAUCAAGAGAGAUGGGAAAGUUAUAACAGCUUCCCAGAAAAGGUUUCUGCUGACACCACCGGAUAAUGAAACAGAAGCUAAUCAAAAAUCACAGUUUAAUUACAAGUGGUACGUUCCACUUAGUUACUUCACUGAUAAGGAUCCAAGCACUGUUUACAAUGUAUGGAUGAAUAUGUCAGAUGUGACUUUCGAAAUCCCUGAAGAAGUAAACUACAUCAAAUGCAACGUAAAUCAAUCAGGAUUCUACAGAGUAGCUUAUCCUGAAGACAUGUGGAAUUCUAUCAUUGAUACUCUGAUGACUAAUCACCAUGUGCUUACACCAAUUGAUCGGGCUAGUUUGAUAGAUGAUGCUUUUACACUCUCAGAUGCUGGAGAAAUAAAUGCAACUAUCCCUUUGAGACUGUCGUUAUAUUUACUUAAAGAACGAGAUUAUAUCCCUUGGGCUACAGCACUGAGUUACUUACACUCGUGGAAAGAAAAAUUAGGGGAAAGCGCUGGAUAUAAACGGUAUAUUAUUUUUUUGAAGAAGCUUCUAGGUCCAGUUACUGAAUAUGUUGGAUGGAAUGAUGAAGGAUCACAUCUGACAAAAUUAUUAAGGAUAGCUGUUCUUCAAGCAGCAGUGGAACUAAAACUAGAAUCAGUUUUAAAGCCAGCCAAGAAUUUAUUCGAAGAAUGGAUGCAUCGUCAGAAAAAAAUAACACCCAAUUUACGUGACGUUGUUUAUAUAGCAGGUGUAAGAUUUGGUGGUGAAGAAGAAUGGAAUUAUUGUUGGAAAUUAUAUCAGAAAACCCAGGUACCAAGUGAAAAACGUAUUAUGCUGCAAGCUCUAGGAUCAGCAUCUGAUCCAUGGCUACUACAGCGGUACUUAUUGAAGACAUUAGAUCGUGAGAAUAUUAAAUCACAAGAUAUUGAAGCGGUUAUCUCGUCAGUGGCGAGAAAUCCAGAUGGUCAUUUUUUGGCAUGGCGCCAUUUAAAAGCAUAUUGGCCCAUGUUUCAUUCACUUUUUGGGAAUGGAUCUCUCACGAUGAGUGGAUUAUUCUCGACGGUGAUAUCUGAAUUUUUUACAGAGUAUGAUUAUCAAGAAGUAACCAAGUUUUUCAGCGAUAUUGAUGUUGGCAGUGGACAAAGAGCACUAGAACAAAGUCUGGAAACUAUCAGAUUCAACAUCAGAUGGGUACAAGAGAAUGCAGACACAAUUGACGAAUGGUUAUUAGAUUAUGUAAAGGAUAAUCUUGGAUAAGUACAUUUCCUUUUUUUAAUUAAAGAAAGGUAGACAAUAUAAUUUCAUUGUAUUCAAAGAAACAAGUAAACCAUUAAUCAUUCUUAUACAUCAUUAGUAUCAGAAUUGAUGUGAUAAUCUCAUCAAAUAAAAUCAUUUCUCAAUAAUCAUAUCAAAAU
This is a messenger RNA of Chelonus insularis, 3484 nucleotides long. RefSeq names its product endoplasmic reticulum aminopeptidase 2-like. Lineage: Eukaryota; Metazoa; Arthropoda; Insecta; Hymenoptera; Braconidae. Gene Ontology annotation, cellular component: cytoplasm. Gene Ontology annotation, biological process: peptide catabolic process; proteolysis. Gene Ontology annotation, molecular function: peptide binding; zinc ion binding; metalloaminopeptidase activity. The transcript is spliced from 12 exons. The record is from RefSeq and is a predicted model, not a curated record. Bases 390 to 3326 code for a protein of 978 amino acids.